AUGCUUGCGAUCCAUAAUCCAGUAGAGCGUUUAUUGGCAAAAUUACGUGAAAUGUUAGUUGAUAGCAGUUAUGAAGAAAACUGGCAAAUAACAACAUAUUGUGAAGGGCCAACGUUAGUUCGUCAAAUUCUGGUCGCGUUAUCAUUUUUGGUUCCAUCAGAUAUACUAUCGAAUUCGUUACACUCUCUCUGGGGUGAUAUCUCUGUCUACAUCAAUAGGGAUAUGCCACCUAGUAAAUGUGUCGUGAAAGAAGCAAUUUUAUUGUCAGGAAAGGCCAUGUCGACAACUUCCGGUUCACCGGAAUCCAUCAAAUUUAAAUGUGGGAAGCUAACGGAAGUUGUUCCAAAGAAAUGCUUAUGUGAAGGGAGUGAAUAUUUUCGGGGUAUGUUUGGAAGUGGAUUUCUAGAGCAAUUCCGGGAUACAUUUGAAUUUGAUGAAGAAGAAGAACAAUGUUCUUUUCGCUUGUUUUCCAUUUUCUUGCAUUAUUUAAGUGGCUGCGGCAAGUCGUGCGUGAGAAUAACUGAAAAUGAUAUACCAGCCUUGCUGAAGCUGUCGGAUCGUUACCUCUGCAUAGGGAUAAGCUCCAGAUUAUUAGCAUACGAAAGUCCGCUUAGAAAUUUGAUCAAUGGUGAAACGCUGCCGAAUUAUCUGGAAGUUAUGCUCUCUACCGGAAGUGAUACAUGUAACGUGUUGAGAGAUGCUUGUAUAAGCUGCCUACUCCGGGGUUGUACAGAAGAACAAAUGUUUACGGCCUUAAAAAUAGUGGCCGGUAAUCCUGUUGGGGUGGACGCAUUAAUGGAAAUACUGCAGACAUUUUUGCUGGCACACUGUCGAAGGAGGAAAAUUAAGUAUGAAGAGACAAAAGUAACUUAG
Loa loa (African eye worm) is the source of this 873-nucleotide messenger RNA. RefSeq lists its product as hypothetical. Lineage: Eukaryota; Metazoa; Nematoda; Chromadorea; Rhabditida; Onchocercidae. Gene Ontology annotation, cellular component: cytosol. The coding region runs from base 1 to 873 and encodes 290 amino acids. The record is from RefSeq and is a predicted model, not a curated record. The transcript has 5 exons. Gene Ontology annotation, biological process: anatomical structure morphogenesis.